GAAGAAGAAGAAGAAAUACAUGACUUGUUUGUCUUGUAACUCUUGUUUGUCUUGUUCAUUUUCUCCAUUAAUGUUCUUCCUCCCCCUUCAUCUCUCUCUUCAUUAUAUAUGUCCGUGAAUAAUUAAUACACUGUACACAGCAGUUAGAGAGAGAGAGAGAGAAGGAGAGACUCUGCUAUGUUUGAGUUUGGAGGGGAGGAGCUAAUGGAGAUAGGGAUGGGGAGGUACAGGAUACAACUGCUGCUGUGGAUCCAGCUCCUCGUAAUUCUCCUCCUCCUCUUACUCCUCUUCUCUUUCUCCGUCUCUCCUUCAGAUCUGACCGCCGUCGACGCCUCCGCUUCCGCUUCCGCGCCGCCUCUCUUCACCUCCAACAACCCCUCCCGUCUUCCUCAGGCGCCGCUGCUCACCACCAACCCAACCACCGCCUCCCGCAACCCCAAGAUGGGAGAAACCUCGAGCAUGAACAAAAGUAGAAGCAGGAGCAGAAGAAGAAUGGGAAGAGAAGAAAUCCAAGAAGGGGAAAGGGAGGACAGUUCAACAACACCAUCAGAGGAUGCGAUGGCCAUGACUGUGUUUGAGCAUUCACACCACCCUUGCAAUUAUUUGAAGCUGGCUACACAGGUCUUUCUCAAGUGUUUGGGCCUGGAUUCCUCCUCUGAGGAUUCUUGAUUCUUCAACCAACCAACUACAUCUAGAGAGCAAAGACAAUUAAUUAGAUGAGAAUAUAACCAUUUCAUUUUGUUUGUAAAUGGUUCAAUACAAUUCCAGGUUGGGUGGAGACCUAACUCAUUCCAUGAAUUCCUCUUUCUUUUCUGUUUUUUUUUUUUUUUUUUUUUUUUUUUUUUUGCGGGCAGUAGAAUACCCUCUUACUUGUUGGAUCAUUUUUUUGUAUACAUACUAAUCGAGAUUCGUUUGAUGCGCAAUAUAUUUAAUGAUUCAGUUAUCUAGCUUUAAUUAAAA
Molecule: messenger RNA, 960 nt
Organism: Malania oleifera
Lineage: Eukaryota; Viridiplantae; Streptophyta; Magnoliopsida; Santalales; Ximeniaceae
Exons: 2
Coding region: 178-669 (163 amino acids)
Source: RefSeq, a predicted model, not a curated record